This is a messenger RNA of Abrus precatorius (Indian licorice), 120 nucleotides long. RefSeq lists its product as uncharacterized. Bases 1 to 120 code for a protein of 39 amino acids. NCBI's taxonomy places the organism in Eukaryota, Viridiplantae, Streptophyta, Magnoliopsida, Fabales, Fabaceae. Gene Ontology annotation, biological process: negative regulation of cell population proliferation. The record is from RefSeq and is a predicted model, not a curated record. The transcript has a single exon.
AUGAGAGCUUCAAAGAAGAAGGUUUCAUGCAGAAGGCUUGGAGGGUACCUCAAAGAGCAAAAAGGAAGACUAUAUAUAAUUAGAAGAUGUGUUGUCAUGCUUCUCUGCUGGCAUGACUAG